This is a messenger RNA of Lacerta agilis (Sand lizard), 3912 nucleotides long. RefSeq names its product protein kinase cAMP-dependent type I regulatory subunit beta (gene PRKAR1B). The coding region runs from base 163 to 1308 and encodes 381 amino acids. Lineage: Eukaryota; Metazoa; Chordata; Lepidosauria; Squamata; Lacertidae. Gene Ontology annotation, molecular function: cAMP-dependent protein kinase regulator activity. Gene Ontology annotation, cellular component: cAMP-dependent protein kinase complex. The record is from RefSeq and is a predicted model, not a curated record. Gene Ontology annotation, biological process: regulation of protein phosphorylation. The transcript has 11 exons.
GAUUCACGAGAAGCCAGCCAGCCAGCCAGCCGCUGGAGGAGGAAGAGGAAGAGGCUGCACUGCGGAAUAACGGGAGCUAAAAGAGGAAGAGGUUUGUAGCCGCCGCCGCUGCUUGUCGCUGAUCCAGCAACUCAGGUUUGUUGUCUGUUUACAGUCACAAAGAUGGCUGCUUCGUCCUCUUGCAAUGUGGAAGACGACGAGAGCCUGAAGGGAUGUGAACGCUACGUUCAGAAGCAUAACAUCCAGCAGAUUCUGAAAGAGUGCAUUGUCAACCUCUGCAUAGCAAAACCUGACCGGCCGAUGAAGUUCUUGAGAGAACAUUUUGAGAAACUGGAGAAGGAAGAAUGCAAACAGAUACUGGCUUGGCAGAAAUCCAACUCACAAUCUGAUUCCCACGAUGACGAAAUUUCUCCUCCGCCCCCAAACCCGGUGGUCAAGGCGCGGCACAGAAGGGGUGGAGUCAGUGCAGAGGUGUACACGGAAGAAGAUGCAGUGUCUUAUGUCAGGAAGGUUAUUCCCAAGGACUAUAAAACCAUGACUGCUCUGGCAAAGGCCAUCUCCAAGAACGUGCUCUUUGCUCACCUGGAUGAUAAUGAGAGAAGUGACAUAUUUGAUGCCAUGUUCCCUGUCACACACAUUGCUGGAGAGACUGUCAUACAACAAGGAGACGAAGGAGACAACUUCUACGUGAUCGACCAAGGAGAAGUGGAUGUGUAUGUCAACGGAGAAUGGGUCACCAGCAUUGGAGAAGGAGGAAGCUUUGGAGAACUUGCCCUCAUCUACGGAACGCCAAGGGCUGCAACCGUUAAAGCCAAGACAGACCUCAAGCUUUGGGGUAUCGACAGGGACAGCUACAGGCGCAUUUUAAUGGGCAGCACCCUGAGGAAGCGGAAGAUGUACGAAGAAUUCCUCAGCAAGGUCUCCAUUUUGGAAUCCCUUGACAAAUGGGAGCGGCUGACUGUGGCAGAUGCGCUAGAACCCGUCCAGUUUGAAGACGGAGAAAAGAUAGUUGUCCAGGGAGAGCCAGGAGACGACUUUUUCAUCAUCACAGAGGGCACAGCUUCUGUUCUCCAGCGCAGGUCUGACAACGAAGAGUAUGUGGAAGUCGGACGGCUUGGACCAUCAGAUUAUUUUGGAGAGAUAGCCCUAUUGCUCAACAGGCCCCGGGCCGCCACUGUGGUGGCUCGUGGGCCCCUGAAGUGUGUCAAGCUGGAUCGCCCUCGCUUCGAACGAGUCCUUGGCCCUUGCUCAGAAAUCCUCAAGAGGAACAUCCAGAGAUACAACAGUUUCAUUUCCCUCACUGUUUAAGUCAUUCCUGCUGGCUGCCUUUUAUGUUAAAAACUUGUGCACUUAAAUUUUGACCCAUGCCGUUCCAUAGCUUUUUGAAGAAAACAAGAGACGUGUGUAUUUUAUGUAUAUUUUUUAAAUGAUCAUGUCAGGAGCACUAGAUAUCCAAACAUUAUAUUUGUUAUUAUGUUAGAAAAAAGGCAGUAGAGAGCUCGAUGAAAGUGGCUUUCAUGAACUAUUUGUAGGUUUUCUUAAAUUUAUUUUUUCACAUCCUGAAUUACAUUCCUGGUUGCCCUGGUCAUGAAGCCUCUUGGAAUGCAAUUUUAAACACUGAAAACCACACAUUUUAGCAUUUAUUUUACCUAAGUGUGCUGAACAGCUGGUCCUAUCUAUGUUUUGUCAAACUGUAAAACCAAACACCUAAACCCACAACUACUUAACUUGAAUAUCCAUCUUCACAAGUCUUCUUAGGCGGGUUAGAUGUUUCCUAAGACCCUCCCCUCCCAAAAAUUACAAAAUCCCCUUUUAACAUUUGUGAGAGUUGCUUAGCGAAUGGAGCCUUAGUCCAACAAGGGUCAACAGGCACACAAGCUCACUGAAAUCACCAGGCUUAAGCUACAGAGAGAGUUGAAGGAUAUUCAAAACAGAGACCAACACCAGAAAAGGCCUCCCUUUUAUGAAUAUCCUGCCCUGAGUAUGCUCAUCAGUGCGAUAAGGUUUGUUUUCCCUUCCUUUUUGGACAUCCAACUCUGCCCUGAGAUCGGUGGCUCAAAAUAGCAACGUGGUGUAAGAAGUGGGUGGGACCUAAGUUUUGCUGCUCCACAUCAAAGCUUCGUCCUGCGUUAAGGAUACCGCAGCUCCACAUGGCUCAGGAAUUUGGCACCAGUGGUGAGGGAGGCUGCUUUUGGCACAGUCACAUAGCAGGUGACUUGGGCGUGGCAAUGGGACACUGACACUGCCAGAACUGAAAUACCUUUUUUUGGGGGGGGGGCAAUUAUAUCUGUUACGCUGUUUCCUCUUCUGAAUCCAGCAUGUUGUUGAGGAAGACAGGGAGCUGCCUUACACUGAGUUAGGCUGUGGUUCUACCCAGCUACAUACCUUAUAGCCACCUCUGACUGAAAGGUAGGUCUCCAGCAGAUUUCUUUCCCUCAGCCCUGCUGCUCAAGACCCUCAAGAUCCUGGGGAUUGAACCCGGGGCCUUCUGCAUUUGAUGCAUGAUCUCCAGCGCUGAGUCAUUGUUGCUCCCUCACCAUGGAGGAAGCAUCAAGCGAUGGCAAGUUCUCUCACGUGAAGGAACGUGGCGCGUAGCAAUUGAUAGUGGAAUAGGCGGAGAAUGAAUUUGGACAAAGUCUUUAAGGCAGAGAUGCCCAACACAGCCCAUAGAGUCAAAUAUGGAGCGAUUUUGAGGGGGCAAAAAUAUACUGGGUAUGUGUGACCCCUGAUUAGCACCUGUGAUCCCCGAUCGUAUUUUCCACCUUAAAAGCAAACAAACUGUAAAGCUUUGGUUUUAAUUGGAGAAGUGAAACAUGGACGGUUCUGGCGGUGGUGUUUAGCCAUAUUCCCAUGCAAUGUUUUCUCAAUUUAGCUUUCGCUGGCCCCCGCCCUGCCCAAGCAUUUAUUAGCCUUGCUGGGGCUAAUGGUAAUAAUUAAUAAUGCAAGGUGUCUGCCCUGCUCAGCGUGGAAGAGAAUUUUGCCGCUCCCCCUGCUGUUUCCCCUGGACUUCUGAUCAGGCGCCAAAAGAGUGGUAAGGUUCAUCUCACCCCCUUGGCAAGGCUGGCUUACAGAGUAGUUCUUAAGACAUCCACAUGCUGCGACAAGUUACUACUUGGCAGGUGGUCCAUCUGCAUGGACUCCAGAGGUGAAGAAAGCGCCAAAGAAACAAAGAAUCCAAAUCCAUAGCUUUUCAGAACGUGAAGUUUCGAAGCAAUAGGUUUAUAUUUUCCACACUCCCUAAAUUCGCAAACCUUGGCAAAGGUUCAUGUCUCUUUGCUGUGGGAAUUGCUUACUUUCACCCUGAAUGCAAGUUUGGUAACCGUUUGCGUAAUGUUUAGAUUGACAUUUACGGAAGCAGGGAAUCAGCUGCAUUCUGACAAUAAUUCAUUUCAGUGAUUUUAGACUGUAGUUUGUUAGGUUGCCCACUUUUUGAACUCACUAGAUUUAACACUAAUCAAGUUGCCAUACAAUAUUUCACUCCAUUCAUAGGCUGCAGGAACAGUUUUGCAGGAUUCUGCAAGGCUGUUCAGAAUGAAUGGGGGCUACUUAUGAGACCUAUGGCACCCUUUCAUCUUCCAGUGAGGCUUGUUUUAGGCAGAUUCCAGCUGGACUGUGUCCUGUGCCAUGAAUGUUAGGAUGGGAUCCUGUCUCUGCAAGAAGAGUUUCAGUCUCAUGGGUUCCCUCCCCCUCCACACUUUGUUUGAUCUUUGUAAACUGUGUUUAUUAUUCUUAUGUAUGACCUUGAUUACUGUUUUUGCAUGCAUUGAGAAAUGUGGAAAAUCAGAUGCCAUGUUAGAUAAUGUAAUGGCACCAUCUAAAAAAGAUUUUUAAAAUACAAUAUAUGUCAUAUGUAUCUAAGACUUACCUCCUUGUGAACCUGUUUUGGUAUUCUGUCCUGUGUGGAUUUUUUUU